AUGUCUGAAGGAGGUCUUAAGAUCACUGAGGCUUGCCCUGUCUAUGCGCCCUUCUUUGGCGCCAUGGGUUGCACGGCUGCUAUCGUCUUCACUUGCCUCGGUGCCUCGUACGGAACUGCCAAGUCUGGUGUCGGAAUUGCCGCCACCGGUGUUCUCCGACCUGACCUUAUCGUCAAGAACAUUAUCCCCGUUGUCAUGGCUGGUAUUAUUGGUAUCUACGGUCUCGUCGUCUCUCUCGGUGCCGGUCUCUCUGUCGGUCUCUCCGGUCUCGCUGCUGGUUUCGCCAUCGGCAUCGUUGGUGAUGCCGGUGUUCGUGGUACUGCCCAGCAACCCCGCCUCUUCGUUGGCAUGAUCUUGAUUCUCAUUUUCGCCGAAGUCUUGGGUCUCUAUGGUCUUAUCGUGGCUCUUCUCAUGAACUCGAAGGCGACUUCAGGCACCCAGUGCUAA
Messenger RNA from Parascedosporium putredinis, 447 nucleotides. NCBI's taxonomy places the organism in Eukaryota, Fungi, Ascomycota, Sordariomycetes, Microascales, Microascaceae. The record is from the annotation of a GenBank genome assembly.